Messenger RNA from Candidozyma haemuli, 1107 nucleotides. It is a transcript of the gene RIM2, whose product is annotated as Rim2p. Gene Ontology annotation, cellular component: mitochondrion. Gene Ontology annotation, biological process: pyrimidine nucleotide import into mitochondrion. The transcript has a single exon. Lineage: Eukaryota; Fungi; Ascomycota; Pichiomycetes; Serinales; Metschnikowiaceae. Gene Ontology annotation, molecular function: pyrimidine nucleotide transmembrane transporter activity. The record is from RefSeq and is a predicted model, not a curated record. Bases 1 to 1107 code for a protein of 368 amino acids.
AUGAACGAGAAGGAGGAAAGGGCCAUGAAACAGCUCGAAAAAGAUGCCCAGACGUCGUUUGGGUACCUUGGGUCAGAUGAAAAAUCGAGCACUACCCGCACGCCAGAGGCCAUGGAUGUGAAAAUCCAGCAGGCUGCUGAUGUGACGAAACUGUCGCCUAAAUGGGUGCAUUUUGUUGCUGGCGGCGUUGGCGGCAUGGUUGGUGCUAUUGCGACGUGCCCGUUGGAUGUGGUGAAGACUAGACUUCAAUCGGAUGUGUAUAACAGAAGUUACAAUAAGGCACCGAAGUCGAGCAAUCCAUUGAUCAAAGGUGCCCAGCACUUUAGCGAGACGUGUGGCGUUAUUGGCCAGAUAUACAGAAUCGAAGGUCCCAAGGCUCUUUUCAGAGGUUUGGGUCCUAACCUUGUGGGUGUCAUUCCAGCCAGAUCGAUCAACUUCUUCACUUAUGGCGCUACUAAGGAGUUUGUCUCGAGUCAAUUUAAUAACGGCAACGAAGCGACGUGGAUUCAUCUUGUUUCAGGUAUUAGUGCUGGCUUUGUCACUUCUACAGCAACCAACCCUAUCUGGAUGAUCAAAACAAGACUUCAACUAGAUAAAACGAAAGGAAAACACUACAAAAACUCCUGGGACUGUCUUCGCUACAUCCUCAAAAACGAAGGUUUCCGCAGUUUGUACAAAGGUUUAAGUGCAUCUUACUUGGGUGGUAUUGAAUCCACCAUCCAAUGGGUUUUGUAUGAACAGAUGAAGUCUUUCCUCAACCGCAAAUCCCUCGAAAGACACGGUCUUGACCAAUCUAAGAAAACCACCUCAGAUCAUAUUUACGAAUGGUGUGCCCGUUCGGGUGCCGCUGGUGCUGCUAAAUUCGUUGCCUCCCUUAUCACAUACCCACACGAGGUUGUCCGUACUAGAUUGAGACAGGCACCUGUGGAGGCCACAGGAAAAUUAAAGUACACGGGACUUGUACAAUGUUUCCGUUUGAUCAUCAAGGAGGAAGGGCUUGUCAGCAUGUAUGGAGGCUUGACUCCACAUUUGCUUCGUACGGUGCCCAACUCCAUCAUUAUGUUUGGAACCUGGGAGCUUGUGGUUCGUUUCUUAUCGCAGAGUUAA